Molecule: messenger RNA, 1174 nt
Organism: Andrographis paniculata
Lineage: Eukaryota; Viridiplantae; Streptophyta; Magnoliopsida; Lamiales; Acanthaceae
Exons: 4
Coding region: 32-769 (245 amino acids)
Biological process (GO): methylation
Molecular function (GO): protein-lysine N-methyltransferase activity; nucleic acid binding
Source: RefSeq, a predicted model, not a curated record
CGGGGACGGCCGCUAACCCACAUUCUAGAAGAUGACUUCAGGCACUGAUACCGAUUUCGAGGUUCCAACGAGCGGCGGCGGCGGCGGAGUUGACAAUGGCGCAUCGGAGGGCGGCGGUGAUGAUGACUUUCCGGUGCUGAGUUCGCAGGCUCUGGCGGCGCUCAAGGAGUUCCUCGAAGAACAGGACCGGGAGGUUAAAGCGGCGGAAGAUGAGGAGGAGGAGGUGACGUUGCUGUCGGAGGACUGGCGGCUGAGUCAGUUCUGGUACGAUCGGCGGACAGCGGAAACCGUCGCCGCGGAAGUCGGUGUUCUGUGUAAGGCGGUGCCAUCUCCCCGCGUUGCGUGCAUUGCUUGCCCCACUCUGUAUGCGUAUCUCAAGAUUGUACCGGAAUUACCAGCACAGAUUCUUGAGUAUGACAAGAGGUUUGAACAAUAUGGGGAUGAGUUCACUUUUUACGAUUACAACAACCCUGUGGAUCUUCCAUCCUCAUUGAAGCACUCGUUUUCUAUUGUCGUUGCAGAUCCUCCUUAUCUGAGCAAGGAGUGCUUAGAGAAAGUUGCAGGAACCAUCAAACUUCUAUCAGCACCCGGAGAAUCUUACAUCCUAUUACUCACAGGCGAGGUGCAAAAGGAUUCGGCAGCAGAUCUUUUAGGGUUGCAUCCAUGUGGUUUUCGACCCCAACACUCUAGCAAACUUGGCAACGAGUUUCGCCUUUUUACCAGCUAUGAUCCCGGGAUGAGGCUCCUCGGCUGGGAUAAAGACUUGUGACACUCUCGUGCUUCUUACAAAACAUCGCAUCAUACCUGUAAGUUAGCUUUCACCACACUUGUAUGUCAUUACAUGGCGCGCUUGAUCGAUGUUUCUUGUGCGCAUAUGUGAUUCACUUUUUCUCCCUUGUUUUUACGGAAACUCUGUCUCGACUCAAUGGGCGACUCAAUGGCGAGUCGAAUUGAGUCGAGCCGAGUUAAGAAAUGUUUGAGCUUGAUGAUAGGAAGCCAUCAAUGGAAAUGUAUUAAUAUAGUUAUAACAUUGGGCCAAUGUUUCUUCUAAGUGUGUUUUUUUUUUUUUUUUUUAAAUUAUUAUUAUCUAUUUUCUAUAAGGAUAUACUCCUAUUUUGUACGGGAAAAUUCCUUGUAGGGUUGUAGGGUUUUAUUUAAAUGUAUUUAUGCAAUU